Messenger RNA from Bicyclus anynana (squinting bush brown), 734 nucleotides. RefSeq names its product dynein regulatory complex protein 9-like. The transcript has 5 exons. Lineage: Eukaryota; Metazoa; Arthropoda; Insecta; Lepidoptera; Nymphalidae. The coding region runs from base 57 to 734 and encodes 225 amino acids. Gene Ontology annotation, molecular function: protein binding. Gene Ontology annotation, biological process: cilium organization. Gene Ontology annotation, cellular component: cytoplasm; motile cilium. The record is from RefSeq and is a predicted model, not a curated record.
CUCUGGUAGAGUUAGCUGAAGGCGGGGAGUGGUAUACUCUGAAGCAAGUAGUUGCCAUGCUGGAAAAUAAUGCUGCCUCGGUGAUAUCACUCACAACACAAAAUCAAAAACUAAAAAUGUCAUUGGAUACCAAUAAAAAGGAAUUACAACAGACUUGCCAAAAACGAGCACUAGAACUACGCAGUUGUGAUCUAAAAGUAGCUUCUCUUCGCGAUAGUAUAAAGGACACGCUAUUCAACGCGCGCAUUCAGUUCGACUACGCCGAGAGAUGGCUCUGCGCGCGCGCCGAGUCAGUGGACCUGCAGUAUCAAGUGCGACCUGUCGCGCCGGCGCCGCAGCCCGACCACGAGCACUGCGUGCAUAAUGAGCUGUUGCGUGCUUAUAACUUGCAAAUUAAGGAAAGAGAAGACCUGCUUCAGUACUGGAAAACGCGCUACGCGACUGACACGGCCGACAUCGACGUCAAAUUGAGGGAUAAAUAUGAGAAAGUACGCGUCACUGUGGCUCGUCGCGAAGAAAUGGAAAAAUUGUACAAUGCACACGAAGGCGAGAUGCGCGCCUGGUUGACGUUCAAGAAAGAACGCGCGGCACGCCUCGCUCGUGAAGCAAAGCUGCGUACGGCGGCCACGCGCAUACAAGCGUGGUGGAGAGGCGUGAUGGUGCGACGGGGACUGGGAGUUUACCGCCAUCUGCGGAACAUUAAGAAGCCUGGAGCGAAGACAAAGAAGAAAUAA